Messenger RNA from Onthophagus taurus, 1767 nucleotides. Lineage: Eukaryota; Metazoa; Arthropoda; Insecta; Coleoptera; Scarabaeidae. The record is from RefSeq and is a predicted model, not a curated record.
UACACUUAUCCAGAUAAAAGAAUUAAUAUACAGGGUGAGUUGAAAUUAUUGCAGGACGCUACUAUAUUUCUUCUAACAUUACGCCCUAGAACAUAAAGUUUUGAAUUAUCCUGUCCUUAUCCUUGGUGAUUUUAAUUUGCCUGAAUAUAUUAAGGCGCCUGGUAUGUCAACCAAAUGUGGAAAAACGGAGUUAUUUCGUAACUUUUGUGAUUUUCUGGACCUUCGCCAACUCAAUCAUGUACUGAACUGUGACAAUCGUCUAUUGGAUUUGGUUCUGACAAAUACUGACCAUCAGUUUGAUCUUGUUCAUGAUGAUUGUCCCUUCGUCUACGAGGAUCAGUACCAUCCUGCCUUAGAUAUUACAAUGAAUUUACUGACGGCAAAUGAUGGUUUGCCGAACUUUCCGUCUUUGGGUGGUCGAUAUAAUUUUCGAAGAGCCAACUUUCCUGGCAUGUAUGAUAAACUACUUUACACGGAUUGGUCUUUUCUAAAUGUGGAGGUUAAUGCGGAUGAUGCUUUGCGAGCUUUUUAUAAAAAGUUGUAUGAGAUUUUGGAUUUAUUUGUUCCUAAGAGAUUGAGUCGGGGAUCCUCAUACCCUAUUUGGUACACCCCAGAAAUUAAGCGGCUAUUAAAGUUGAAAGAGUAUUAUAGGAGGAAGUGGAGGAGAAGCAAUAGUGCUUUCUAUUCAGCGGAAUAUAAAAGACUGAGAUGUUUGACUAAACAGAAAAUCUCUGAUGCGUAUACUUCCUUUACUAUUAGUGCUGAACAAUCGCUUAGUUCUGAUCCCCGUAACUUUUGGAAUUAUAUAAGACAGAAAACAACGACCUCUCGACUUCCUGGAAAAAUGAUGCGUGAUAAGUCCACCUACACUGAUCCUGAAAAAAUAGUUAAUGCUUUUGCAGAUCAAUUCUCUGGAGUAUAUUCUGGUGUCUCUGCUUAUAACAUGGUUGAUAACAGAUUAUUUACAAGAUGAUUUAUCCACAGGUUCAGUCAUUUGUGUCACCAUAUCAGCAUGGGUUUAUCAAGCGUCGUUCGACCAUUACCAACCUCGCGGUGGUUACUGAGGUAAUUUGUGAAUCUUUGGAUAGGGGCGGUCAGGUAGAUGUGGUAUACACUGAUUUUUCUAAAGCAUUCGACAUGAUUCAUCAUGACGUCCUCUUGUAUAAACUUAGUGCUUUUGGCUUAUCUCCUAAGUUUAUGAAACUAUUUGCCUCUUACCUAUCGGGUCGUAUAAAUUAUGUGUACUACAACGGUUAUGCGUCUAUGGAGUUUACGGCUAGGUCUGGUGUUCCUCAGGGCUCAAAUCUAGGCCCCCUACUAUUUGUUAUCUUCUUGAAUGACCUUCUAGACAAAUUUUCAUCAAGCGUACUAGCUUAUGCGGAUGAUCUGAAACUAUUCCGACCUAUUUUUGCGGACCGUGAUGUUGUCAGUCUUCAGUCGGAUUUGGACGUCUUGGUGGAAUGGUGUAACCGUUAUCAGCUAAAGAUUAAUGCCAAUAAGUGCGGUGCAGUUAGUUUUACACGCAAGCUGUCUCCUCUUCCAUCUUCUUAUUAUAUAGAAGGUGUUCUUCUUGAGAAAUUAUCUACAAUCAAGGAUCUGGGAGAAACUUUUGACCGCAAAUUGUCUUUUGUACCUCACAUCGAAAAUAUUGCAUCUUCUGCAGCGAGGAUGCUUGGUUUCGUUUUGCGCAGCUCGCGUGCUUUUUCUGAUAUCGGUGUGUACAAGACCCUAUUUUCGACCUUUGUAUUGUCCAAAUUGGAAUAUGGC